AUGCAGCCAUUCGAGAAGAUGAAACAGAAGAAGAAGGACCGACCAAGUCCAAGUGUUUCAGUGUUAAAGCUCUUCUCCUUUGCUGAUUUCUACGAUUGCGUUCUGAUGGCCCUUGGAUCCAUCGGUGCGUGCAUUCACGGAGCCGCCGUUCCAGUUUUCUUCAUCUUCUUCGGCAAACUCAUCAACAUUAUCGGUCUUGCUUACCUCUUCCCACAAGAAGCUUCUCACAAAGUCGCCAAGUACUCGUUGGAUUUUGUAUAUCUGAGUAUAGCGAUGCUCUUCUCAUCAUGGUUAGAGGUCUCAUGUUGGAUGCAUACGGCGGAGAGACAAGCGGCGAAGAUGAGAAAAGCAUAUCUCAAGUCAAUGUUAAGUCAAGACAUAAGCUUAUUCGAUACAGAAUCUUCCACCGGAGAAGUCAUAUCCGCCAUCACCUCCGACAUACUUGUCGUCCAAGACGCUCUCUCCGAGAAGGUUGGGAAUUUCUUGCACUGCAUGAGCCGGUUUGUAGCCGGAUUUGUAAUCGGAUUCACGAGCGUAUGGCAAAUAAGUCUCGUCACUCUGUCUAUAGUCCCGUUCAUUGCUCUCGCCGGAGGCAUCUACGCUUUUGUCAGCACCGGGCUUAUCGCUCGGGUCCGGAAAUCAUACGUCAAAGCCGGCGAUAUUGCCCAAGAGGUUAUUGGGAAUGUGAGGACCGUACAAGCGUUCACGGGUGAAGAAAAGGCAGUGAGAUCGUACGGAGAUGCUCUGAAGAACACGUACACGUACGGGAGAAAAGCCGGUUUAGCCAAAGGACUAGGACUCGGUUCGAUGCAUUGUACCCUGUUUUUGUCUUGGGCAUUGCUCAUUUGGUUCACAAGCAUCGUCGUUCACAAAGGAAUCGCUAACGGAGGCGAAGCUUUCACGACCAUGCUCAACGUCGUCAUCGCUGGCUUGUCUCUUGGUCAGGCAGCUCCAAACAUUUCCACAUUAAUACGAGCUAGAGCUGCAGCGUAUCCGAUAUUUCAGAUGAUCGAACGGACCACGGAGGUGAAAACGGGUCGUAAACUCGGUAAAGUAAACGGAGACAUUAUCUUCAAGGAGGUUUCUUUCACUUACCCGUCUCGACCUGACGUGGUGAUCUUUGAAAAGCUUAACCUCGAGAUCCCUGCCGGGAAAGUCGUGGCUCUUGUCGGAGGAAGCGGGUCUGGUAAAAGCACGAUUGUAUCUCUAAUCGAGCGGUUCUACGAGCCUACCGAAGGGGCCGUGUUGCUUGACGGGAACGAUAUCAGAUACCUUGAUCUUAAGUGGCUCAGAUCACAUAUCGGUCUGGUUAAUCAAGAGCCUGCCUUGUUUGCAACCACGAUUCGCGAGAACAUUUUGUAUGGUAAAGACUACGCGACUGAUGAGGAAAUCAACCGUGCCGCAAAGCUCUCGGAAGCCAUUUCAUUUAUCAACAACCUCCCUGAAGGAUUUGACACCCAGGUAGGUGAGAGAGGUAUUCAGCUAUCCGGCGGGCAGAAGCAGAGGAUCACGAUAUCGAGAGCCAUCGUGAAGAACCCUUCGAUACUCUUACUCGACGAGGCAACAAGCGCUCUAGACGCAGAGUCAGAGAAAAGCGUACAAGAAGCUUUAGACAGAGUGAUGGUUGGGAGGACGACAGUUGUGGUGGCUCAUAGACUCUCCACCGUAAGAAACGCUGACAUCAUAGCCGUCGUUGAAGGAGGAAAGAUCAUCGAAUCCGGAAGCCACGACGAUCUCAUCUCUAACCCGAAUGGAGCUUACACUUCUCUCCUACGUAUCCAAGAAGCUGCUAACCCUAACUUAAGCCACACUCCAAGCUUACCAGUCAGUACAGAUUCCUUGCAGGAAAUACAGUUACAACCGAUAACAAAGACGACGAGCUUUUGCGCAAAACAUCAACCAGGAAACCAACCAGAGACAACCAAACAGAGGAAAGUAACGUUGGGACGUCUCUACUCUAUGAUCCGACCUGACUGGAAAUAUGGAAUUUUUGGGACGUUAGGUGCGUUAAUCGCAGGAGCUCAAAUGCCGCUUUUCGCUCUUGGGAUCUCAACGGCUUUAGUUUCUUUUUACAUGGACUGGGAAACGACUAAGCACGAGGUCAGGAAAAUCUCUAUCCUCUUCUGCUGUGGCUCCGUCAUCACCGUCAUUUCACACGCCAUUGAGCAUACCACUUUCGGUAUUAUGGGAGAGCGUCUCACUCUCCGCGUCCGUCAAAUGCUCUUUUCAGCGAUCUUGAGGAAUGAAAUCGGGUGGUUUGAUAAGGUAGAUAACACUAGCGCGAUGUUGGCGUCGCGGCUCGAAAGCGAUGCGACUUUGCUGAAAACGAUCGUGGUCGAUAGAUCGACGAUUCUACUGGAGAACUUUGGUCUUGUUGUGACUUCUUUCAUUAUUUCUUUCAUACUCAACUGGCGUCUUACUCUUGUUGUCAUAGCAACAUAUCCAUUGAUCAUCAGCGGCCAUAUUAGUGAGAAACUUUUCAUGCAAGGUUAUGGAGGAAACUUGAAUAAAGCGUAUUUGAAGGCUAACAUGUUGGCCGGGGAGGCUGUUAGCAACAUUCGAACGGUGGCUGCCUUUUGUGCUGAGGAGAAGAUUCUAGAACUUUAUUCCAAAGAGCUUCUAGAACCUUCCAAACAAUCUUUCAGGCGUGGACAGAUUGCAGGGAUUUUGUAUGGUGUCGCUCAGUUCUUCAUCUUCUCCUCCUACGGCCUUGCCCUAUGGUACGGUUCGGUUUUGAUGGGGCAAGGAUUGUCAACUUUCGAGUCGGUGAUGAAAACAUUCAUGGUUCUGAUCGUAACUGCGUUAGUGAUGGGUGAAGUGUUGGCUCUAGCACCAGAUUUGCUUAAAGGAAACCAGAUGGUUGCUUCGGUUUUCGAGCUAUUGGACCGAAGAACUCAGGUCGUUGGAGAUGUUGGCGAGGAGCUGAGUGAUGUGGAAGGCACAAUUGAGCUCAAAGGUGUCAAUUUCAGCUAUCCUUCACGUCCUGAUGUGACCAUCUUCCGCGAUUUCAAUCUGAAAGUUCCUUCUGGCAAAAGCAUGGCCCUCGUAGGACAAAGCGGGUCCGGGAAAAGUUCGGUCCUUUCACUCAUUCUCCGGUUCUACGAUCCAACAGUCGGAAAAAUCUUGAUAGACGGACAAGACAUCAAGAAAAUGAAUCUGAAAUCGCUGCGAAGACACAUCGGUUUGGUUCAACAAGAACCUGCUCUUUUUGGAACGACGAUCUACGAGAACAUCUUGUACGGUAGAGAAGGAGCAUCUGAAUCUGAAGUCAUGGAAGCAGCUAAGCUUGCAAACGCUCACAGCUUCAUCAGCUCUCUCCCGCAAGGUUACUCAACCAAAGUCGGUGAACGCGGAGUUCAGAUGUCGGGAGGUCAGCGACAGAGGAUCGCUAUCGCUAGAGCCGUCCUCAAGAAUCCAGAGAUUCUGCUCCUUGACGAAGCCACAAGCGCCUUGGACGUUGAAUCAGAGCGUGUGGUACAACAAGCAUUGGAUCGGCUAAUGAGGAACCGGACCACGGUGGUGGUGGCUCACCGGUUAUCGACGAUCAAGAACUCAGACAUGAUAAGUGUGAUACAAGAAGGUAAGAUCAUAGAGCAAGGCAGCCACAAUAGCCUCGUUAAGAACAAGAAUGGUCCUUACUCUAGACUUAUCAAUCUUCAGCAGCGUCAACAACAACAUCCUUAA
Molecule: messenger RNA, 3684 nt
Organism: Microthlaspi erraticum
Lineage: Eukaryota; Viridiplantae; Streptophyta; Magnoliopsida; Brassicales; Brassicaceae
Source: the annotation of a GenBank genome assembly